AUACAGCUACAAUGAGCGAAGAACUCAGCCAACGUCGCAUGCAAACAACGGGGGGAAAGGGAGGUGCGUAGGACAACAACGGACGAGCAGAGUGGGUGCUCUGCACGAUAUCAACGAGGACCGAGAACAAUUCAAAGCUCGUGCACGAAAGUAUUGGAAUAUUGGCGGUCUAUCGAAUCUGCAUAGCACCAGCGCAUGCAGGACCUGAGUGAGGGAUGCAGAAGCAGGCAAAAGCCGAGAGUGGCCGGGAUACCUCCACGGCGCUUGGCAUGCACACAGCGAGAGAUGCUCGUAUCGCUCAUGCACAGUGUGGAGCUAGGGCGUUCGAGAACGAUGUUACACAACUCAACGUAGAAGGAGACAACGUCGGGGGUCUGGUAGCUGCAGCCGCGCGUGGAUCAUCUAUUUCAGUGCACGACUGCCCAUGCGGCAUCUUUCAGAAGUGCUGCCGAUGGAUCGCGGCGGUAACAUCGCUUCGCAGAAAUACGAUGCCGCCUCUUGCCCCACCUGCCGGCCACUCCGCCGCCAACAGAUGCUGGGUGGCUUACCGAUGCCUGGCAGGAAACCCAUCCGCGAUCUCAUCUACCCUCCACAUGGCACACAAUAUCGAUCAAGCCACACGGCGUCAGGUUCCUGUUGAUCUCGGUGCUCGUAGGGUAAUACAGCGCGAUUACGAGCAUGUUAUUUUCUAGCGGGCGCCACAUUAUCCACGUUCCCAGCCUUGUUGCAACCACCAACAAUCAGAACGCGAGAUAGAGGAUGUACGUCGUCAUUGACUUCAGUUCCUCGGAGCUUGAGAAGCUAGCAGCAGAAGUUGCAUUUCCUCGGAGCUAGGAAAGAUCGUAGUAGAGACUUUCAGCUGGCGGCUACCAGCCAUAGGUCGGGAACCAAGUAAAAGUUUAUUCACUAUC
Paraphaeosphaeria sporulosa is the source of this 911-nucleotide messenger RNA. RefSeq lists its product as uncharacterized. The record is from RefSeq and is a predicted model, not a curated record. Lineage: Eukaryota; Fungi; Ascomycota; Dothideomycetes; Pleosporales; Didymosphaeriaceae. Bases 216 to 692 code for a protein of 158 amino acids. The transcript has 2 exons.